AUGAGGAAGGUCUCAUUGUGUACAAAUGGGUUUCGGAAGCUGGACCUGAGCAACAAUUUAUUAGAAGGGAAGCUGCCAAUGGAACUGGGGAAGCUCAAGAAUUUGACCCUCUUGGACAUGAGGAACAACAAGCUCUCUGGUGGGUUGACUCGGUCACUCGAAUCAAUGUGCUCACUGCAAGAGCUGAUCUUGGCCAACAACCCGAUAGGAGGGGACCUGAGAAUCCUAGAGUGGGAAAAAUUGCAGGGCCUGGUCGCUUUGGACCUUUCACAGACGGGUUUAACAGGGGACUUUCCAGAGUCGAUCUCUAAGCUGAAAAACCUCAGGUUUCUGGGUCUUAGCAACAACCACCUCGGUGGUCACAUCUCACCAGAAUUGGCAACAUUGCCCAGCAUCAAUGCUCUGUACCUAAACGGCAACAACUUCACCGGGGAGCUCGAAUUCUCUAAAUGGUUCUAUGGAAAGAUGGAGAGGCGCUUCGGGGCCUGGGACAAACCUGGCCUGUGUUACCGGACUGAGUCGCUAUCCACAAGCCACAAGCCAUUUGGGGUCAAGCCCUGUCAGGAACAGGGCAUUGGGGUUGAUAAGCCCACCUCAGAGGCCAAGUUGGGUGGUAGCCGAGUGGGGCAAAAUGUCCAUUUCAUGGCAUCUUUGGGAUGUUCAAGGCAUGGUGGUGGUUAUUACGGGUUCUGGGGUCCUUUUCUGUUGGAGGUAGCAAUGUUGCUGCUUAUUGUUGUGAAGAGUUGCUAG
Eucalyptus grandis is the source of this 750-nucleotide messenger RNA. RefSeq names its product piriformospora indica-insensitive protein 2-like. The record is from RefSeq and is a predicted model, not a curated record. The transcript has 2 exons. The coding region runs from base 1 to 750 and encodes 249 amino acids. NCBI's taxonomy places the organism in Eukaryota, Viridiplantae, Streptophyta, Magnoliopsida, Myrtales, Myrtaceae. Gene Ontology annotation, molecular function: protein binding.